AUCAGUAAACAAACAAUCAAAUAACGUCCAUGUUGUACCUUGAAACAAACUCCAACUUACCUUGAAUUAAAUACCUCCAAUUUGUUUAGAGGACCAGCACUUUAAAGUCAACUGAUAGUCCUCUUAGGAGCCUUAUAGAGGACGUAAAUGCAAAAUAAAUAUCUUCAUCAAUUGCUUUAAAUCAAAAACCAAUGAUCAUCAUUCCUUGUUUUGCCUGAGUGAUCCUCCUCCUUUUCAUCUCUUUUUUUUUUUUCAAAGCACAAUGGCAGAUAUUGUUCAGUCUGCCUUUCUGGAGGCAAUAUUUCAACACUUAUUGCCUGCAACAAUAAAAUUACUUUUGGAUGAACUUUGUCUGCCAGAUGAAGUCAAGAAAGAGCUCGAGAGCCUAACUACUGAUUUCUCCAUGUUGCAAGCUUAUCUCAGAGAUGCUGCUCAGAAGCAGCAAACUUAUGAAGUUGUGCGUUUAUGGCUUAGCAAGCUUCAGGACGUUGCCUAUGAUGCAAAUGACCUGUUAGAUGAGUGCGAAUUGGAGAGACAGAGACAAAAGGUGAUUCGACUUGCUUGGCUACGCAAUUCAUUAUCCGUAAUAAACCCCAAACGCAGUAUGUUUCUACAUGAUAUCUCUAGCAGAGUGAGAAACAUGAAGAUGAAAAUGGAAGAUAUCAAGAAGAAACGCCAUGAUUAUGGGCUACAACCAGAGCAAGAGAGGCUGCAUAUCACCAGCAAUCAGAGCUCCUCACUUGAGCCACCGCUUAUUCUUGGCAGGGAUGACGAUAAGAGAAGAAUACUAGAUUUGUUACUGAGGCCUAAUGUGGCUGGCGAAUCCAACACUAGUGUUCUUUCCAUUGUGGGUAUAGGAGGCCUUGGGAAGACAGCCCUUGCUCAGCAUGUCUACAAUGAUGACCAUGUGAAACAGAGCUUCAAACUGAGGUCUUGGGUUCAUGUCUCUCAAGAUUUUAAGGAAGAGAAGCUGACGAAAGACAUUUUGGAAUCCAUAGAUGGUCCCUCACAAACUUCUGCGAGUUUGAAUAGUCUUCAGAUAGACCUUCUCAACAAGCUUAGGGGGAGGAAGUACUUGAUUGUUUUAGAUGAAGUUUGGAUUGAAGAUUGGAGGAAAUGGUACAAGUUUAAAACACCCUUGCUACAAGGAGCUGUGGGGAGCAAAAUCCUAGUGACUGCCAGGAACAUUGAAGUUGCAAAGGCCAUGGGUGCAUCAACAAUUUAUCCUUUGAAGCCCAUAGGAGAACAAGACUGCUGGUCAUUGUUCUGCUACUAUAUGGCUCAACAAAAUCCAUGCAUUGAUGUUAAUGAUUUGGGAGGCUUUUCAGGAGUAAUUGCUCAGAGGUGCGACGGUUUACCAUCAGCUGCAGCUGAUUUGGCGUUCCGGCUUUGUCGGGAGCCAGAUAGGAGCAGAUGGAGUUCCAUACUCAAGACUGAGAAUUUGCAGAAUAGUAAUAGUUCGAGAGCUGAUUUGAGCUAUCAACUGUUGUCUUCCCGACUGAAACAAUGUUUUGCUUUCUGCUCGUUGUUUCCAGACGGUUUUGAGUUUGACAAAGAAGAACUGAUCAAUUUAUGGAUGGCGCAGAAUUUCAUUCGGUGUUCUGAUGAUCAGAGGAUGGAAGAUGUAGGAAGCGAAUAUUUUGAUUUUUUGGAGAGAAGGUCAUUGUUUCAGUACUCACGUUUUGAUCGAAAAAGCAACCGACCUAAAUACAUCAUUCAUUCUUCCAUACAUAAUUUUGUCCGAUAUGUAUCAAAGGGAGAAUGCAUCAACGCAAAACCUGGCCAGGGAAUUGGGAAAGCUCGACAUCUAUCGUUGACGUGCCAUGAAGCAGGUACAGAUAUUAGCAGAGACUUUUUAUCUGAUCAGUUGAAUUUGAGGGGCGUAUAUACACUUGUGGUCUUUGGUGACUCCCUUGCUGCGCUCCCUGAUGACUUCAUUAGGAAGCUAGAAAACCUGCGUGCUUUAGAUUUGAGCAACACUAUCCUCCAAAAAUUGCCCAAUUCAAUAAACUAUUUGAAGCACCUACGCUGCCUCCAACUUAGAGGCACAAAGAUUAGAAGAUUUCCUGAUGCAAUUGGGGAGCUAUAUUUCCUCCAAACUUUGGGACUCGGAAAUUGCUACAUGCUUGAAGAGCUACCGAAGGGCAUAAAGUAUCUUCAGAAGCUGCGACACAUCGACCUGCACUGGGAUGAUGACUCCAUGUUGAUGAUGGCUCAGGAAGACAUCUCGUGGUCUUUAAUGGGGAGGCACAGCUUGAAGUAUAUGCCACCAGAAAUCGGUUUACUGAUCGAACUGCAAACUUUAACAAGAUUUGUUGUAGAUGAAAAGAGUGGAUGUGGACUAGAAGAGCUGGAGAAUCUGAAUCAACUUCACGGGGAACUUCUUAUCUCAAAUCUGCACCUUGUUAAACAAACUGCAGAAGCUACAAAAGCAAAACUAAAAGCCAAAAAACUCCUUCAAUAUCUUGAGCUGCAUUGGGAUGCUAAUUGCAAGGAAACUCUAAACUCUUCACAAAUAUUUCAAAGAAGAGAUGAUGUUGAGCGUAUUCUUUGUGAGCUUCAACCUCAUAACGGACUCAGAGGUCUAAGGAUUGUUGGUUAUAUGGGAACAUCUUUUCCAACUUGGUUUGGGUCCUCUUAUUUAUGCAACCUGACAUUGUUGACACUUGUCAAUUGCAGAGAAAGUUUUUCUUUCCCGCCACUUGGAAACCUUCCAUUGCUGAUCGAACUCCAUAUUCAAGGAAUGGUUGCAGUUCGGUGUGUGAACUGUGAAUUCUGUGUUAGAGGCAAUGCAUCACCAUUUAGAGCAUUAAAAAAACUUCAUCUCGAAAGCAUGCCAAUUCUGACGCAAUGGUGUGGAGAUGAAGGAUGCACUCUCAAUGCUCUCAAUGAGUUGGUAAUUAAGAAUUGCUCCAUGUUAGAGAAAAUCACUCAUGAUAUGCCUUCUCUUGAAAAACUUGUGAUAGAAGAAACCCCUAAAUUGGUUUUGUUGCCUUAUCUUCAACAUCUUCGUUCAUUGGAAGUUACAAGGAGUGGAGAAUUGUUUUGGAAACUAUCGUCAUCUCUCACUUCUCUCCACUCUUUGAGUCUCAGAGGAUUGUCAACAAAAUAUUUUCCUGCAGAAUUUCAGUAUGGCUCACUACAACGUUUAGAGAUCGACUCUUGUAACGAGUUAGAGUGCUUUCCUGAUAAUUGGCUACCGACCAGCCUUGUAUAUUUCGGAGUCAAAAACUGCCCCAUGCUUCUUUUUCUUCCAAAUGAUAUUAAUAAACUCGAAGUUCUUGAAGAUAUGGAAAUACAGAGUUGCCCUCGGCUUUCAUCUCUGCCUGAGCAUGUUGGAUACCUGAAAUCGUUAGUACGAUUGGACAUUUCAAACUGUAAAAGUCUUCUAUCCUUGCCAAGUUCAUUGCCCAACACGCUUCAUAUUUUGACGAUAAGCAAGUGCCCCAAGCUCGAGGAGAGGUGCAAGCUGGGAGGUGAAGAUUGGCUAAAGAUCAGAGACAUCUUCUCUUUGUGGAUUGAUGGGAACAUGGUGACUUCUCCCCGUCCUCAAGACUUUACACGAUGAAAUGAUGAUUUAAAGACGAAGAUUGUGGAUUAUAGCACGGAACAUUCAUAAAUAAAUUGUGGACCAGUUCAGAGCUUCUCAGAUAUCUUCCAAUGCUUGCUCAUGCAUGUCAGAGAACUGGCUAUGAUGGAAAAAGGAUGUCUUCCUUUUACCUUAUUGUAUAAUUCAUGUAAUUAUGUGUUGUUGAAGUCUUUUGAGCAUUAAGAAAAUUUUAAUAUAAAUGUUGUCGUGAAAAUAUCUAAAUUUUCAAUCAUUAAGUUAGAUGGUUAGAUGGUAGAAAGUUGUAUUAAAUUUGCUAUGUAAUCAAGUAUAAGUAGACAUUGAGCAUUAUCAUCUUGUAUGAGCCAUUUUUAAGAAUAAAAUUCAAUAUAAGCUUAUGAGUUUA
Molecule: messenger RNA, 3953 nt
Organism: Dendrobium catenatum
Lineage: Eukaryota; Viridiplantae; Streptophyta; Magnoliopsida; Asparagales; Orchidaceae
Product: putative disease resistance protein RGA3
Exons: 2
Coding region: 263-3568 (1101 amino acids)
Biological process (GO): defense response to other organism
Molecular function (GO): ADP binding
Source: RefSeq, a predicted model, not a curated record